AUGCAGUGCCUUUCAGCAUUCAACGCCUCAAACAGCUCAGUUUCUUUCACUCCUGAACCCGAAGCAUUACGAAUUACCCGCACGUUCUUGUUCAGUCUGAUAGCAGCUCUCGCCUUGGUUGGAAAUUAUGUGGUGUGUCGAGCUGUCUGGAGAUUUACCGGAGCCAAACCGACUGCACAUUACCUUGUCAGUAAUUUGGCUUUUGCUGAAAUUAUCAAUGUGGUUUGUAUAGUGUUCAUGUUCCACGCAUAUGAACCACCAUGGUCUUGGGAGCUUGGGAGUGCCAUGUGCAAGAUUCUCCCCCCUCUUCAGGUAACAAGUUCUCUGGUUAUCUCAGCAUCCAUUUCCAUUCUUGCUGUCUACCGAUGCGUCUUGCUAAUUAAACCCAUGAUCACCAAGCCAACAACCAGACAAACGUGUCGUGUUAUACUUAUCUGUUGGGCGGGAUCUAUUGGUCUGUCGGUUCCUGCGGGGCAUUUUCGCGUCUUACAAUCAUGGGGCGAAAACUGCGAGUUGCGUUUCUGUGCGGAAGAAUUCCCCCAUGGAUUUGAACACUAUCAGGACAUUUACUCGAUCGUCCUAUUCGUAGUGAACUUUACCUUGGCAUUUGUAAUAAUGGCAAUUUCUUAUUCCCUGGUCUAUAAGAAGAUCAGAGAACACAUCUUUGUCAAAAAACGGCUCCGGGACGAGCAAAACAAGGCUAUGUCAACUGUUACUCAGAAUUCUGUGUGUAAAGAGGAGCCAAAAUCAACGAAAAGAGGCAGUAUGGUUUUUAGCCAAUCAUGUGGCGAAAACCAUGAAGAAAUACAGCUCGAGUAUAGUGCAACCAGCAACAUCAAAGACGACGAGAGAGGACAACAACGGGAAAGCCAUGACAAGUACGUGACCUUGAAAGAAGACACUGACCAAACUGAGAGCUCACCAAACGUUCGGACAGUUACGAAAAACGACAACAGCGCAUUUGAGCUUGAAAACGACCUCCUAAAUUUAAAAAUGAUUUAUGCUUUGGUGCUAGUCUUUGUAAUUUGUUGCGUCCCAUAUCAAGUUUAUUUCCUUCUAAUCGAAUUCCGAGUUGAAGCAUUUAUGGUCUGGCCUCCUCGUCUCAUUCUUAGGAGGCUUAUUUUUAGCCUGGGCUGUCUGCGAAGCGCCCUGCAUCCCGUGUGUUACGGAAUGAUGAGUAAGUUCUAUCGUAAGGCCUUUAUAAGGAUAAUAGCUUGUAGAAAAUACACAACUCAAAAUGCCCAUUAG
Molecule: messenger RNA, 1248 nt
Organism: Porites lobata
Lineage: Eukaryota; Metazoa; Cnidaria; Anthozoa; Scleractinia; Poritidae
Source: the annotation of a GenBank genome assembly